ACCUUACUAAAAACUUCAGAAACAAACCAUACCCUUUUUAAAAGAAACAUUCACUACCUUACAUUACUCAUAUUAGGGACAUGCAUUUAUCAUUAAGGAACAGAUAUAGUCCAUAAUACCAUAAUAAAAGCUUGCAUGCAUAUUGAAUUUUGUUUUAUGUAAUCUAUGGCUUAAAAUGUGUCUUGAACAUUGAUUUAUGUAACCUUAACGUGUGGACAAAAUAUAGCCACAACUCAAAGUCUCAGACACAAAGUUAACAUUCAUAUAUAACAGAAAUUAUGAAUUUUCAGCAUUGAACUAACAUAAGAAAAGAUGGAAACAAAUAAAGUCCAUGAGGUGAUACUAAAUUCAGGGGAAAAGAUGCCAUUGAUAGGCCUAGGUACUGCAACAAGUCCUCUUCCAUCAAAUGAAACUCUAACCUCAAUUUUGGUUGAUGCCAUUGACAUUGGCUAUAGACAUUUUGAUACAGCUUCUAUCUAUGGAACCGAAGAACCUCUCGGCCAAGCUGUGUCAAAGGCUUUAGAGGUCGGCCUUAUAAAAAAUCGCGAUGAAGUUUUCAUAACUUCCAAGUUAUGGUGUACUGAUACUCACCAUGACCUUGUUCUCAAGGCUCUCAAAACCACUCUCAAAAAGUUGAGGUUGGAGUAUGUGGAUCUCUAUUUGAUUCACUGGCCAGUGAGGUUGAAACAAGAUGUUGAAGGCUUUAACUUUACAGGUGAGGAUGUGAUUCCAUUUGACAUAAAAGGAACAUGGAAAGCUAUGGAAGAUUGCUAUAGAUUAGGCUUAGCCAAGUCUAUUGGUGUUAGCAACUUCGGCAUCAAAAAGCUUUCCCUACUCUUGGAAAAUGCUACCGUCUCUCCUGCGGUUAAUCAGGUAGAAAUGAAUCCAUCAUGGCAACAAGGGAAACUCAGGGAAUUUUGCAUGCAGAAAGGAAUUCAUGUGUGUGCAUGGUCACCACUAGGAGCAUACAAAGUAUUUUGGGGUUCUAAUGCUGUCAUGGAGAAUCCUAUUCUACAAGAAAUUGCUGCGGCUAGAAAGAAGAGUGUAGCUCAGAUAGCACUAAGAUGGAUACAAGAGCAAGGGACAAGUGUAAUUGUGAAAACCUUCAAUAAGGAGAGGAUGACACAAAAUCUUGAAAUAUUUGAUUGGAAAUUAAACCAAGAAGAAUUGGACAAAAUCAAUAAGAUUCCACAAUGCAGGCUUUAUAAGGGAGAAAUGUUUGUAUCUAAGAAUGGUCCUUACAAAUCUUUGGAAGAGCUGUGGGAUGGUGACCCUUGAGAAAAUUUGAUUUAAAUAAUCAAGUUAUAUUUA
This is a messenger RNA of Trifolium pratense (red clover), 1311 nucleotides long. Its product is annotated as methylecgonone reductase-like. Gene Ontology annotation, cellular component: cytosol. Gene Ontology annotation, molecular function: aldose reductase (NADPH) activity. The record is from RefSeq and is a predicted model, not a curated record. The coding region runs from base 313 to 1278 and encodes 321 amino acids. The transcript is spliced from 4 exons. NCBI's taxonomy places the organism in Eukaryota, Viridiplantae, Streptophyta, Magnoliopsida, Fabales, Fabaceae.